Molecule: messenger RNA, 1414 nt
Organism: Triplophysa rosa
Lineage: Eukaryota; Metazoa; Chordata; Actinopteri; Cypriniformes; Nemacheilidae
Gene: ube2ib
Product: ubiquitin-conjugating enzyme E2Ib
Exons: 8
Coding region: 219-692 (157 amino acids)
Biological process (GO): protein sumoylation
Cellular component (GO): nucleus
Molecular function (GO): SUMO conjugating enzyme activity
Source: RefSeq, a predicted model, not a curated record
CUGGUCCUGAUUAGACUGCUUCAGAACCGAAUGUGUUUGCAGGAGGGAAACUUCACAGCAUUGGUUCUGAGUCUAAUUCGUUUCGAGUAAGCGGACCCAGAAGUCGUAUAACGCUGGGAUUCACGAGAGAUCCAGCUGUUAAUGGAAUGGAAAAAAAUGUGUAUACAAUAAACUUGAUUACACAUACUUAGACACCUUUCUACAUAGAAUUAGUGGUAAUGUCUGGCAUUGCUCUGAGUCGACUUGCGCAAGAGCGUAAAGCAUGGAGGAAAGACCAUCCAUUCGGCUUUGUUGCUGUGCCAACGAAAAACCCAGACGGUACAAUGAAUCUUAUGAACUGGGAAUGUGCAAUUCCAGGAAAGAAGGGGACACCAUGGGAAGGAGGGCUGUUUAAGUUAAGGAUGCUAUUUAAAGAUGACUACCCAUCUUCACCCCCAAAAUGUAAGUUUGAACCUCCACUGUUCCAUCCCAACGUGUAUCCGUCAGGAACGGUGUGUCUGUCCAUUCUGGAGGAAGACAAGGACUGGAGACCUGCCAUCACCAUUAAACAGAUCCUGUUGGGGAUUCAGGAGCUUCUAAAUGAACCAAACAUACAGGAUCCAGCUCAGGCAGAGGCUUACACUAUAUAUUGUCAGAAUAGAGUGGAGUACGAGAAAAGAGUUCGUGCACAGGCCAAAAAAUUCUCCCCAUAGUAACCCGACGGAGAGACUGGAGGAAUGAGAGGUUAUGUGAAUACUCGUGCUGUCCUCUCGCUGGGACUAAAAGGACUAAAAAUAUGACGUCUGUGCCAUCCACCUCCACUCAUCACCAAAUUCACACUUUUACACACUCCUCUUUCCUUUCACUUUCAUAUUCUCUCCGUUCCGCUCGGAAUGAUGUCAACAAUUCUGUACACACGUUGAAUUCCCAUUCAGAAAUGACAUCGCAGUCGUCGGUCAAAGCAGGCUGUUUGGAUUUUAGCUCUGUUCAGCAGGUGUGUGUCUCUGUGUGAAUACACAAACGUGUCAUUUUAUUAUGUUUGUGGAUUUUUCUUCCCACAGUGUGUGUGCGUGCGUGCGUGUGUGUGCGUGUGUGUGUGCGCGUCUGUGUUCCUGUGUCUGUUUUUGGAUGGUUUAUUACGUUAUGUUGGUAGGUAAGACAUAGUGCUUCAUGCUGAAAUUUCCCCCAGAAUGCUGAUCUAGGACCAGUUUGCUCUUCAUGGGACGUGACAUAUUUGUCCAGCCACGUGGUCUUAGAUCUGUCUAGGAUUGUCUAAUGUUGAUAUGUCAAAGUCCAGAACAUUUACUCAUGGGAAAAGUGGAACCAGAGUUCGAUUCUCGCCAACAUGAUGUACGUUUCUUGUCUGUUUGAUGGGAACAUGUGUCCUUUGUUCACAGAUUGUGUCUGUAUGUUUAAUAAAACUUUCUACAAAAUA